Spirodela intermedia is the source of this 3640-nucleotide messenger RNA. NCBI's taxonomy places the organism in Eukaryota, Viridiplantae, Streptophyta, Magnoliopsida, Alismatales, Araceae. The record is from the annotation of a GenBank genome assembly.
AUGCCUUCGGUGGGUACGAGGAGGUCGACCCGAGUUUUCGUGCGUAAGAAUGUCACGAAGGUGACCCCGGAUGGGGACCCGGCGGCAAGGGUACUCAGGUCGGGGAAGCGCCUCUCACUGUACAAACCCGUCGGAAAUCAGGUCGUUGGCGAUGGAGAUGGAUCUUCAUACGAAUGGAUGGAGCUUUUUGGGAGUUCCGGCGAGUCGGAGGAUGCCGAUUGGUGGAGAGGGAGGAGAUCAGGAUACAUGUCGCGGAAAGGGAGCAAGGAAGGACUGAAGAAGUGUAGAUAUCAUGCAGAAGAGGGGCUCGAGCGGGGGGACGUUUCUCUGGAGGACAUGCCGUCAAAGUUUCUUCUACAGGAAGAUUCUGGGAUUUCCUUCCCGAAUGGCAAGCUGUUUGGGAUUUUUUACAGUCGGAAGCGGAGAAGAUCACAUUCAGGUCCUCAUUCGAGGACCAAUAGCUCCAAAAAUGUUUGGAACUCUCUCUUUGACGGUCUGGGUUCAUUAUCUUCUGUGUCCGGAGACAAUGUGAGACAGGAUCGGCGCUAUGGCAUUGCUUUUGUUCGGAACAACUGUAAGAAGCUAAGGUUGUCCUUCUCAGAUGAAGGAAAGCCUACAAGUUCCGAGUUUUUGAGCAAUGGGCUCGAGAUCACUGGAGCAGUGCGAGAAUUUGCAGAAAAGUUUCUCAUUCCAGAGAGUGAUCUGUGGUUCGGUUCGACCAGACCUGCGGCGCUGGUUUUGCUAAUCAAUUCUGCGAGAAUCUCGAGUUCGGAUCGUUUUUCUUCCCUUCUUGCUUCCAUUUUGACUGGAAUGAUCACCAUGGGGGUUAGCUUAGCUGAAUGCGCUUCCUUUCUAUCGUCUAGAUCAGCUGUCAACUUGUUCUCCUUGAAUGGCAUCCACUUCUUACCAUUGCAGAGCUGGAAACCUGUGAGUUCUCCUUCCAUCUCCGCAGUUAUCUCACAGUUUUUUUAUGCUUCUUACUACCUGUAAUGUCUCCCAGUUGAUUUCUCAUUGUGGGCAAUGGGUAACUCUGUUUAUUUUUUUCUACAGGAAUUUUCUCACAGGAUGUCAAGAUCUGAUCCUAGAUUUUGUGUCAUUUUCGCUUCACAGAUGUUGGCUCCUCUGCUUUCUGUAAAUUUUUCUGCUCUUCCUUAUCUCUUCAAGAGUUGGCAUUUCAGUAUCUUCCUCCGUCUGCUCUAUAUACCCAGCAGCUCUGCAAGACAUCACAGCGAGCUGUGCUCGUGUGGAACUGCAGAAAAUAGUGUCGAGGAGUAUCGGUUCUAUGAGUCACGGUUACGUGCAGACACCUCCACUUCUGAAAGGAAGAUGGCGUCCCUUGGAACCCCUGUUGCCAUGGAUAGUGCUGCUAUUCCUGUUACUAGAGAGGGGAGGAGUCGUUCUACUGCAGUGUCCGAGCCGGCACCCAGAACUGGUUCAGGGAUCAACGCCAUGAAGCUCCGGAAACGUGGGAGAAAGAGGAGUUUCUUGAGGACUGGUAGAGUUCCCGGCGUCUCCAGCCGUUCAUUAAUGAAAUCUAGACGAAGUAAGUUUUUUGAUAUGCAGAAUGGCAUGCUGAAAGUAGAUGUAAGGGUCAAAGUGCACCCAAUUCACGAGUCUCGGGAGUUUGAGGCGCUCUCCGAUAAGGCGCUUGAUUCCCCGUUGACGGAGAGCGGUGCUGAAGAGUAUGCCUCGCCGGUUAGUCAGAAGAGGAGAAGGUUUGAUGCGAAGAACUCUAUCAAAAGGAUGAAGGAACCCAAGACGGCUUUCGCGGAGGCUAAGCAGAACGUUGAUGGGUUGAGCUGCUCUACAAAUAUUCUAGUCAUUGAAGCUGACCGUUGUUGGAGGGAGGAUGGGGCUAAAGUCGUGUUGGAGUUAUCGAGCUCAAGCGAGUGGUGCAUCGUGGUGAAGUUGGGCGACUCCACAAGGUUCAUGCACAAAGCCCAGGAGAUGAAACCGAGCUCUUCCAAUCGAUUCACACAUGCCACGAUUUGGACUGGUGAGAAUGGCUGGAAGCUGGAGUUCUACGACAAGAACGACUGGAAUGUGUUCAAGGAGCUGCACAAAGAGUGCAUUGAGAGGAAUCUGCAGGGGAUUCCCACAAGGAUAGUGCCUGUUCCAGGAGUGCGGGAGGUUCCGGGCUAUGAGGAGAGUUGCCCAUCUCAUUUUGCGCGCCCAGAUUCUUACAUCCACGUGGAAAAUGAUGAAGUGGAUAGGGUGCUGAUGAGUGAGAGUGCGUCCUAUGAUAUGGACUCUGGGGACGAAGAAUGGCUGGAAAGGCUGAACACCAGCCUCUCAUGUGGCGAUGUGGACCGCUCUUCUCUUAUUUCGAAGGACGACUUCGAGAAGAUUAUCUCUGCCUUUGAGAAGGCUGCUUAUAGCCACCCAGAUGAUGUAUCUGAUCAGGGAGCAGCAGCUGCUCUCUGCUCGCAAUUUGGGAAUUUGAGAACAGUCGGAGAUGUCUAUGAUUAUUGGAUGAAGAAAAGGAGGCAGAAACAUUCAGCACUGAUCAGAGUUUUUCAGGUGCAAUUCAGACUUCUUCAUAUGCGUGUGCCUAUUUGGUUUGCUUCAACAUCUCCCGCGUUUGAUUCAUGUCUAGCUUUUUGUUUACUUAACUACUAAUGCGUUGUAAAUAUCUUAUAUAGGCCACAUAUUAAUCGGUAGCCUUUGUUCUUUCUAUUUAUUUAUUUUUACUAUUUUUGAGUUAUAUAGGCGAAUAUAGUUUCACACCUUGCCCUAUAUCAUAUCAUUGAAAACUAUGCUCUUUCCACUAUAGCCCAGGUGUUACUUACGUAAAUUAUAAGCAUGAGCUUCCUUCGUGUGAUGCUCAUGGCUGAACAAUUCUUUGUAACAGGGGCAGCCACCGAGGAAAAGGCAGCCGACCCAGAAGCCACUUCUGAGGAAGAAAAGAUCCUUUAAGAGGCAGGGGAGCCAUGCGGGAAGGGGGAACCUGGACAUCUUCUUCGAAGGUGCUUUUUCCAUUCAUGAACAUAUCACUUUUAUCCAUCUAUUUCUUAUAAAACGUUCCCAUCUAUGAAAACACAGAGACAUCAGAACUCGAAUAGCUGAUAUGAAUUAAUGCAACUAUGAAAGCAGCACAAAUCAUGCUACGUCUUAUUUUUUCAUAAUUUAUAAUCGUACGGUGAGAUACUAAUUAUUCGUAUAUAUAUAGUCGGAUCAACAUAAAAAAUAUCAAUUUUUUCUCUUCACAAGGUACCUUUGACUUCUGCUGUAAUUAGAACCCCGGGAUGAUGAACUUGAAAGGGUGAAGACUGAAAAGGGAAGAAUUGGGUCUUUUUGAAAUUUUCUUACUCAGAUUAUUUAUCAGGGUUUCUCCCUGUUUAUCAGAAGCUCUUGAUUAACUGGUUAAACGUAUGGUUGUCUGACCUGAUCCGUUGUCCGAUCCCAUGCAGCCGCCGCAAAGCAAGAGGCAGUCCAGAGGUUUCAGGCGGCCGAAGCAGCAACUGGGAGGUAUGUGGAUGCUGCUGUCCGACUCCGCAGCAGGGCCCAGGAGCUCAUGAUGAACGCCGACUUGGCCAUCUACAAGGCCGCCAUGGCUCUGAGGAUCGCAGAAGAAAUCAAGGAAUCCGCUUCCCCUGAUCUCUCCAUUCUGAGCUCACCAGAAGCUUCUCAGGGGCAGUAA